Aspergillus puulaauensis is the source of this 1347-nucleotide messenger RNA. RefSeq lists its product as uncharacterized. The transcript has 9 exons. Gene Ontology annotation, molecular function: DNA-directed DNA polymerase activity. The record is from RefSeq and is a predicted model, not a curated record. Bases 1 to 1347 code for a protein of 448 amino acids. Gene Ontology annotation, biological process: DNA replication; DNA synthesis involved in UV-damage excision repair; DNA strand elongation involved in DNA replication. NCBI's taxonomy places the organism in Eukaryota, Fungi, Ascomycota, Eurotiomycetes, Eurotiales, Aspergillaceae. Gene Ontology annotation, cellular component: delta DNA polymerase complex; nucleus.
AUGGCGGUUGCAGACUAUAAGAAGUACCUUGCGGAGAAUGUUGUCGGCGAGCGGCGGACGGUCACAUAUCGCUCGCUAGGUCGAGCAUUGAGAGUGCACAGCACCAUCGCGAAGCAAAUGCUUUAUGACUUUCACCAGAAUGAAAACUCGAAAAAGCCGUCCAGCGUGAACGCAACCUAUGUCCUAACGGGAGUUCCCAAGCCCACCGAGCCUGCGGCAAACGGCGCCGCGGUCAACGGUAAUAGCAACGACGAUGACGAUAUAAUGCCUAGCAGCCCGUAUAUUAGCAGUUCAAUGCCCAACCAGGAUGACGCGAUCGACCAGGUUUCUGUCUCUUCGGUUUUACUGGCGCGAGAGGAAGACCUACAAGACGCGAAAGCUAUUUUCGAGUCAAUAUCGUCCAUAUACGUGUAUAGCCUGCAGCCUGCCGUAUUGCAAGAUCUCAAUGUCCUUACCGAUGUCAGUCGUGAGAUGCUCGCCAACCAUGCGCAGGAGGACCCAUUGGAAUACGGGAAGCAAUGGGGUAUGAUUCAAAAUACAAACGUUAAGAGGAGAACAGGGGCACGACCUCCACCCCCGCCUCCGGCACCUUCAAGCACGGUGCCGGCGAAACGUCCCGCACAGUCCGAGCCCUCUCAACCAAAGAAGGAAGAAGUCAAGAAGGAAGAGCACACAGAACCCUCAAAGCCUGUGCAGCGCCAGAAUUCCUCUUCAUCAGCAAAGCCGGCAGAAAAGGCCGCCCCGGCAAAGAAAGAUAAAGGCAGUUUGUUCAGUUCCUUCGCGAAAGCGAAACCAAAGCAGAAGAAGGAAGAGACCUCAACGCCAGCUGCGUCUGGUGCUGAAUCGGCUGAACCUAGUGGUGCUGAAGAUGUGGUUUUAGAUGAUGCAUCUGAAGAAGAGCAGGAAGAACUCUUCCCGGAGUCCAAGAAGGAGCCUUCUAAUGAAACCCGCGAAAGCAGAAAAGAACGCGAAGAUAGGCUUAGGAAGAUGAUGGAAGACGACGAUGAGGAGGACGAAGAUAUGCCCGAUGCUGCAGAGUCGCCGGCAGAGCCGCCAGCAGAACCAGAAACUAUCGACAACCCACCUCCCAAGCAGCAGGAUCUCAAGAUGGAGGCCACAGUUAAAGGCGGCCGUCGCAGGGGACGGCGGCAGGUCAUGAAGAAGGCAGUAAAGAAGGAUAGCGAAGGCUAUCUCGUUACGGUCGAGGAGCCUAGCUGGGAAUCAUUCUCGGAAGACGAACCCGCACCACCGCCGCCCAAGAAGAAACCAGCAGUGAACGCGCCAAAGGGCAAGCCUGGCGCCAAAGCGGGGCAAGGGAAUAUCAUGUCUUUUUUUGGCAAAAAGUAA